UUGUUUCAAGUGUACCGGCUGUGGGGGAAAGGGAACUGUUUAAAACGUGGAUAAAGUUUUGGGCCUUGCGACGACUGGUUUCUUUAUGGCAGCUGUCGCGUCGUGGUAAAUAGUGGUCCAGUCUCAACAUUUUCCUCCCGAGUGCCAAGUGCUGAAAAUCAUUCACCGUGGCGUCGUCUAUAGAAGCAACCAGCAUGGAGACGGUCCGGGUUUUCAACCAGGAGCUAUCCGGUCUCUAUGAAUCCAAACCACCAAUCUCGAAGGCUAAGAUGGCCUCGAUCACGCGAAGUGCAAUGAAGGCGAUCAAGUUCUACAAGCAUGUGGUGCAGAGUGUGGAAAAGUUCAUCCAAAAGUGCAAAUGCGAGUACAAGAUCCCGGGCCUGUACGUGAUCGACUCGAUUGUGCGACAAUCGCGUCAUCAAUUCGGCCCGGAAAAGGAUGUCUUUGCACCGCGCUUUGCGCGAAACAUGGAGUCCACGUUUGCGCACCUGUUUCGCUGCCCGCCGGAAGAUAAGAGCAAAAUCAUUCGGGUGUUGAAUCUAUGGCAGAAGAACAUGGUUUUCCUGCCGGAGGUAAUUCAACCGCUGUUCGAUCUAGCCAAUCCAGAUCAUCCGAUCCAUCAGCAGUACAACGCCCAGUUGGCUCUACAGGAGGCGGCCGGAGCGAAUGGCAUGAAUGCGGGAGUCAUGGGUCAUGAUUCACCUGCCGGUACAUCGAUGGGUGGCGGUAUGGACGAUCAUAGCGUCGGGGGCCCACUGCAGAUGGGCGAAACGAAACAACUCGACCCGAACACUAUCCGUCAGCUGCAGCAGUUCCAGCAGAUCUUGAUGCGCCAAACUUCCGGCGAUCAGGCGGCCGCUAACGCUGCCGCCAAGGAUCAGGUGAAGUUCAACAAAAAACUGUUGGACUUCGACUACGGCAGCGAAGAGGAAGAGGAUAAAAAUUCGCCCUCCGUGCCACUGUCGGGUGGCGCUGGUCUGCCGGAUCUCUCGCAAGUCCCCGGAGGCAACAUCGCGCAGAUUCUGUCCGAUCCAAACGUGCUGAAGCAGCUGCAGAACUUGCAGAAGCUCAAGCAGCAGGAGGAAAAGCAGAGCAAGCUGACCGAAAUGCGCCUGCAGGAAGAAAAGUUUGAGAAGCACCUUGCCAGUGUGCUGAUGAAACUACCAUUCGCAAACGAAUGCGAUCUGAGUCGUCAGCCUCCGAUUGAUUUGAAUGCCGGUCACUCAUCAGCGAAGGAUGUUGAUACUGAUAACGACGUGGCGAUAACCGGAGUUGAGAUACUGGAACCUUUGCCGGCCGGAAGCAGUCGUGGAGGCGCCCUAGGAGGAAGUGGGAGUGGUAACAACGAUCGCUACAAAUCAUCGUCAUCCUCGUCGAGGCGCAAGAGUAGAUCGCGAUCGCCCCGUGAUCGGCGCGGUGGCGGCAGUGGCACCGGUCGGAGUGGCCGCGGCCGUUCGCACUCUCGAUCGCGUUCGACGUCGCCCAGAUCGUCCAGGCGACGGUCGUCCCGUGACCGAGGUACUUCGAACAAGGAUCGCGAGCGAGAGAAGGAACACGAACGGGAGCGGAAGCGCAAGGGACUCCCAGAUAUGAAAAAGGAGCACCUCAGUGUAUGCAGCACAACACUGUGGGUUGGGCAUCUGUCGAAGUUGGUACAGCAGGAGGAACUGUCCGACACGUUUGGCAAGUACGGUGACAUCGUGAGCAUCGACAUGAUUCCACCGCGCGGAUGUGCGUUUAUCGUGAUGAACCGCAGACAGGACGCGUACAAGUGCAUGCAGAGUCUCAAGAACCACAAGAUGCACGGUCGGGCUAUCACCAUUUCGUGGGCCGCCGGCAAGGGUGUCAAGAGCAAGGAGUGGAAAGACUACUGGGAUCUGGAUCUCGGUGUCAGCUACAUUCCCUGGACGAAGCUGAGCCCCAGCACGGACCUGGAAUCGCUGGAGGACGGCGGUAUGUUCGAUGAGGACACGAUGCCCCAGUGGAUGAAGGAUAAGUCGAGCGGAACCGGAGCUGCCGCAGUGGGGCUCGCCCCCGCAGCAGCGGCCGCGGCUGCCAUGGGCCUAGGUCUAGGGGGCCCGGGAAUGGGCCUAAAGAAGAUGGAUGGCACCGACCUGUCGGCGGCAGCAGCUGCAGCGGCCGCGGCCGCUGGAAUGCUCAAUCCGUCCCUGUUUCCGCUGGCUGCGGUCGACACCAGCCAACCGCCACCGACGGCCAUGCUCGGCAUGGGCAUGCCACCUUUCCCGAUGGGUGCUGUUACGAGAUUGCCAAUACAAAUGGGUAUUCCGAUGGGCCCGAAUAUGGUUCCAGGGCUUGGGAUUAAUGUGCCUCCACCAGGCAUCAUGCUACCGGGCAAUCACCCUCCCCUGCCACUAGGAGGCUUCGGUGUGCUGCCCCCACCACCGCCCUCGUCCGGUUCGGGUCUUUUGGGUAACGGGGCUGCCUCGGCGAACCUGCAUAAUUCCGGUUCCAACAUGAGCAAGUCCUCCGCCGAUGACAUGGACAUCGAGAUGGAGGAUGAAAAUCCUCCAAAUGCCGCUCCCAUGGUUGGUGGUGGCGGGCAAUCCGGUGUUGCCGCUGGUGGUGGUGGAAACAGUGCUUUCUUCAACCAACCACCGCCACCCCUGCUGCCCCCGAACGCUAGCAUUCCUCCGGGACCACCGGGUACAUUCUUUGGCGCCGGUGCGCAAACCGUCGAUGGCAGUGGAAACAUGCCGGACAAUGGCGAUGGAGCAGGUAGUGACGAUGCGGUGGACGGCGGUCGUUCCAGGGACUUCCAAAGAGCCAACGACGAUGGACGUCAAGAUCAUCGUGGCCGAGGUGGUGAUCGAAGUCGUGAUCGCGAUCAGCGUGGCGGAGGGUUCGGCGGUGAUCGUGGAGACGGUGGUGGUGGUAGGCGGGAUCGUGGUGAGCGCGGAAGCCGCUGGGGUGGUGGAGGCAACGAUAGGGCCGGUGGAAAUAAUUUCCGCGGCGGAGGAAGCAAUCAGGACGAUCGGCCACUUUCGGAACGGCUGCGUGAACUUGCCGGCGUGCUCGGAUUCAACAAUCAGCAACAACAGCGUCGUGGCGGAAACGACGGCAGUGAUGAUUUUGGAAAUCGUGAAGCAGAUUUUACCCGUCGUGGUGGUAACUUUUCGCAAAACAAUCGAUUCAAUAAUAAUGUUGGAGGAGGUGGGAAUGGUGACGGUCGCGGUGGUGGUGACCAGGGUGGCCGUAACCAGGGAGGUGGUCGUAAUGGACCAUUUGGUAAUCAGCAGCAGCCCGGGCGCGGUAACGUUGGUGGUGGCCCUGGAGGCGGAAUGUUCGGCAAUCGUUCGGGCGGUAGAAAUCAACAGCAGCAGCGUGGUGGUGGUGGUCAGUUCUUCAACGAGGAUCGUCAACAGCAGCCUGGAGGCUUCUUCGAUCGUGGUGACGAUGGUAACAGCAAUAAUGGCUACGACUCUGGUGGCAAUAAUAGCAACAGUGGCAAUCGCCGUGGUAACUGGAACAACAACGACCGUGGCAGCGGCGGGCGCGGCAAUCGAGACGACGGUGGACGGGCACGCGGCGGUAGGCAGCAAAAUAAUUGGCGCAGUGGUGACGACAGUGCCGGAAGCGGUGGCGAUGGACAACGCUACAAUAAUGGCGCUCGGGGCGGCAAUAAGCGUGGUCCGGUUGGUAAUCGCCCAGGAGGCGGUGUUGCCCGAUGGGAUGAUGAUGACGAAAAUUGGGAUGAUGGUGGUAAUAGGCCGACGACUGGACGACAGGCCCCGUUCUCGGCAAACAACAGACGCCAACGACAAAACUCUGGCCAAGAGGAGCAGCAGGGUGACGGAGGAUCGGAUGGACGCCAGCGUCGAGAAGGACAAUCGGAACCGGAAGACAGCGCCAUGUUGGGCGGUGAAGAAUCGUCUCGCAAUGCUGCUACCUCCGACAACGACGCCAACAUCGAUGGUGGUCAGAUGAUGGAAAGUAGGCGCGGUGGUGGAGGUGGAGGCAGUGAUGGCGAAAACGUUGGGGGACGACGAUUCCCGAGGGACCAUCAUCAUCAUCGUGGCCACCGGAACGACGACGAUCCGGACGACGAACGGCCUCAACCCAUCCUCUACUCGCCCGAGCCGGAGGACGAAGCAGAACAAACGAACAAUCCGCCUGCCAAUGACAGCAACGCUGACGCGAUGGAAAGUGGCAUGGCGCAAGAAGAGCCGUUCCUCGGAGUGUCGCGCAACGAUCGAUACGAAAGCCAUCGACGGGAAGAGGAAGAUCACACGCAGAGUCAACCUUCAGCGCAUGCAUCUGGUUCAUCUUCAAUGGCGGAAAUGCAGCAUGAACAGAACGAUUUCAGCCAACGGGAAGAGCAGGAAGAAAGAGAGCAGCAGCAGCAAUAUGAACAACAGGACCACCAGGACCCCCACAACGAUUCCGUUCCACCCUCUUCCAUGGGCGGUGAUGCUGACUCUGGCCCUUCCUUCGAACAAAACGCUGUUGAACAUACCGCGACCACCGUGGAGGACAACGGCGGAAACGACGACACAGCACCACCCCCGGAAUCAGAUACAAUGCUCAGCGAACAAUAGGUUGAGAAUCCCCGCCAAACACAUCACCGUGUUGGUGUGUGUUAUUAUGCUGAAAGACAUCCAUUUCGGUGAAGGAUUUUAUCUAUCCUUCCACCCAAGCUUGUACUCACGGAAGCGAUUCAGGCGAACCUGCAUAGAUGGCUCAUAGAUAAACAAACAACAAAUUUAAAACAUAAGCAUACAAUUGGAUGAAGGCAACGUAUAGUUCACGGUUCGGAUAGAACUAGCAGUGGUUUUUUUGUUUUGUUUUCGAGUGUACGAGGAAAUUCUCACCAAUGUACCCUCUUCGAUACUUUGAUGAGAAUCUAUUGUGAAGUGAAGAAGCGUUUGUAUGAUUCUAAGGAAUAAUUCUUAUGCCCCAGUUGAGGCAGAGCGUGAACCACAAGUGACGAGUCUACCAUAAUCAGAAGCAGCAAUAGUUAAUAGGAACAAUAAUAGUUGAUUGAUAAUGAUGAUGAUAUUGAUUUGACUUGACGUAUGGAAGUGAUCUUAGUUUAUUUCUAAAACUCUUACAGUCACCAAUUAUAGUAGCAAAUAGGCUUGGUUUUAUUUUUCUAUGUUUCUCUUUUCAUUUCUACACUCCGGCCCGGUAGUAGAUUGUAUUGUUUUGAUAUAUUUUUUUUUAUUACUUUACGCUGACGUCCGGUUGGCUUCAGGUCGGUUUUAUGUAGCUUAAUUUCAUUAGUAUCCUUUAAACUAUUCAUCAUGCACUGUAUAGACCUCCUGUUGUAUGGCGGGUGGGGAAAGAUUGGCAAAGAAUAAUGUCAAGCAAUAGAGAUAAGUAAGCAAAACGAGGUUGCAGAACGGUUCCAUAACGAGGAAAGAACAAAUCUGUCGUCCCAAAUAGGAGAUGGACACAGUUUGCCCUACCUGGACGGAAGGUACUGGUAGCGGUAGGAUUGUAAGAAAACCAUUUGCCCUAGAUUAUUUAUGUAGGUAAAGGAAAGAUACAGAUUAGACGUGCCCCCAAGCGAUAGGAAAAUAUUGCACAUUCAAGACUUAUUUUAAGGGAGAGAAACGAGCGUGGCUAAAUUAAGGAGGAGUAUCUGCGUAGCUGAGGAAAAUAUCGUAAGAACCCUCGCCGAAAUCGGAUAGCUCGUCGUCUCGUUAAGGCGUCACCUAACGGAACCGGAUGUUUCAUAUGACAGGGGAAAUCCUUUUGAUGUCAAAAACCGUACUAGCUGUAGAGUUGCGAUUGCCGAACCGAUGAACAUACUGUACUCAUACUAGUGUGUAAUAAUAAAGCAAUGCAUAAUCUUUCGUCCU
Molecule: messenger RNA, 5822 nt
Organism: Anopheles coustani
Lineage: Eukaryota; Metazoa; Arthropoda; Insecta; Diptera; Culicidae
Gene: Isha
Product: SR-related and CTD-associated factor 4
Exons: 9
Coding region: 195-4556 (1453 amino acids)
Cellular component (GO): nucleus
Molecular function (GO): RNA binding
Source: RefSeq, a predicted model, not a curated record